AACAGGUCACCAAACCCCUACAUUCGCUAGGUUAUAUUAUAUUACACCCUGCUCUUCAUUUCACAACAAGGAAGUCACCUGCCAUGGCAGACCGUUCUAUAUGUGUUGCUUUUAUGGGUUUGAGCUUUCUGACUUCAUAUGUUGGAGGAAUCUUACGUCUGAAUGGAGGGGAUGACCAAUAUGAAGGACGACUCGAAAUAUACGACAAUGGAGAAUGGCAGACAAUUUGUCGUGACAACUGGAACAAUAAUAAUGCUAUCGUCGCCUGUAGGCAGCUGGGGUUAAAGGGCGGAUCCUGGAGACGGGUAACAGCUUCAGAAGUAGGUGACAAAACAUUUUUGUCAGAAGUAAUAGAUUGUCAGGGAAGUGAAAACCGUCUUGAAGCAUGUAGCUCCACCGGAAAGGACUCGAGUGGAUGUAAACACUCCGACAAGGACGAAGUUUACGUGACAUGCAAACCAAAGAAAGAUGGUGUAUUACGGUUACAUGAUGGCCCGAUUCAGUAUGAAGGUAGACUAGAAAUAUAUCACGACAGCAAAUGGGGAACAAUAUGCAGGGAUAAAUGGGAUGCUCAUCCUCAAAAUGCUCAAGUGGCAUGUCGUCAGCUAGGAUAUGAAGGCGGAUCCUUUCGAGAAGUGUCCUACUCUGAAAGAGCAAGCAGUUCUGUCGAAUUUUGGAUGGACGACGUUAAAUGUCACGGCAACGAAACUUCCCUUCAGGAUUGUCCCUUCAGGGGCUGGGGGAAUGAUAAUUGCUACUCUUACAGUGACGAGAUUUAUUUACAAUGCACGGAACGUAAAGAUACCCUGACCCGACUUGUAGGUGGUCCUAAUCAGUACGAGGGCCGACUAGAGGUUUAUCAUGAUGGUCAAUGGGGCUCUGUCUGUAUUCAACGAUGGGACAUAUUUGUGUUAAAUGCUCACGUAGCAUGCAGACAACUCGGUAACACGGGUGGUUCCUUUAGACCAGUUACUACCGCAGAGCGAGGUGAAGGACCGUUUUGGAUGGACGGCAUUGAAUGUGAUUGUGACGAAAUUAAUUUACAUGAUUGUAAUUUCAAAGGAUGGGGAGAUGGAAACUGUUCACAUUCUACGAACGACGAUGUAUUUCUGCAGUGUAAUCCAAUCAAAGGUGCGGUUCAGCUCGUUGAUGGCAAUAAUCGUUAUAGUGGGCGAGUACAAGUUUUUGCAACAGGAAAAUGGAUAACCCUAUGCAAUGAUGAGUGGACAAACAACAAUUUGAAAGUCACAUGCCGGCAACUUGGAACGAUAGAAAAAAGAAGCGGCCAAGAAGUUUUCACCGAAGGUUAUUAUUACGAAGGAGAUUUCGAAUGCGAGGGCACUGAAGAAUAUUUAUAUAAAUGUCGAUAUCGCGAUCGUAAAUGCUCAUCUGAUGAAAAGGUCAAGGCGACAUGUGAAAUUCCAGUAUCCCCCCGAAAUGGAAGUUGUGAUAUAGACUUACAAGAGACCUGUGAUACCACAUUGAGCUGUCAGAAUGUUAACGGAUUUGGGAGAUGUAUCUGUGAUACCGAAUCGUUUUGGGAUGAAAAAACAAACAAAUGUAAAAAAAAGGUGUCGUACAAUGAAGUAUGUGAUCCGAAUGUUGAUGACGUAUGUACAAGUGACCUGUCAUGUGAACUCGUAAAAGGAUCCACAUCAUUCCAAAAUACAUGCAUAUGUCCUGAGAAAAAUGACUUCUGGGACACUUUUAACAAGACCUGCCGUAUAAAGAAAUUUUACGCUGAAGUGUGUGAUCCGACUGUUGACGACGUAUGCACGAGUGACCUGUCUUGUGAACCUAUAAACGGAACAUCGCUUAAUAAAUGUAUUUGCCCAGAAGAAGACGACUUCUGGGAUUCUUCGUACAGGGCAUGUCGUAGAAGGACAGGUUUGCAAGGGAUAUAUCUCGCAGACAAGUUGAACAUCAGCGAUGCUAUCUCCAACUGUGAAAGUAAGUAUAAAGGACGGUUGGCAACAGAGGAACAUCUUCGACAGAUAUUCUCGAACUGCACGGACUACGCCGACGAUACUUGGCUCAUAAGGAUAGAAUAUCCUGCUACAGAAAAGCAAUUGGACAGUUGUGCUAUAUUAUACAGUGAUGGUGAAUUGAAAACUAAAAACUGUACUGGCAGAAGGGCGUCUGUUUGUAUGACAAAAAAAAACAACAAAAAUGAUCUGUCAUGUUUUGGAUUUCCAACAUUGCCGCAAAAAGCCACUUCGAGUUCUGCAGGUUUAAUUGGUGGCGUCGUAGCUGUUCUCAUAAUCCUAGCUGUUGUGGUGAUGCUUGUAAUUGGAUUGCUUUAUCGACGAAGAAAAAAGGAAUGUAAAAAAGACAGCGAUAUGGUAAACAAUCCGUCGUAUGACUGCCAAUGGGAGUGCAUUGAAUCCCGAUAUUCGAUUAUCAUCUAACCCGGAGAAUCGACCCGUAGAGGAUUAUGACUAGGCGAUGGGAACAGACAAUAGAGAUGCGCAGGAUUGUAAUCACUCUAAUAUAUAUGUCAAUGAUAUGACAACCAGACAAGUUAACCAGGGAUAUAAUUCCUCGAAUGAUAUGCCUGAUUAUGCUAAUUAUACUGAAGACCGUUGUCCUCCUGACAACAAACCGCGAGGGAACUCGGUGGAGAACUCGUUCACGUAUAUGUUAGCCAAAAAACCAAACACUGACGAUCUACCGGAUGGGGAAUAUAACACUUUUUCGGACCAAUCAGCUGAUCUGCCGCCUACUGAUACGUAUGACCAUGUUCACGAUGUGCCAGAGGAUGGCUACGAUCAGUUCCAAAUGAAAUCAAGUGAACGAUCUAACUUUGAACACGAUGAUGAAACCGGAUAAAUGCAGUCCAGCUUUCCAGGAUGACUACAACGGGUUUGGUUAUAGUUUAAUCUAUUGAUGUGAAUGUGCAUGUAUAUGUUAGUUGUGUAAUAUAAAAUAAAAAUAAUACAAAUUUUAAAAAGAUCAUUUGAAUAGAAAGUAAAAUGUUUGAAUUGAUUUCGUUAUAUGAACAUUGUAGUAGUUGUAUAUACUUUCUAUCGACUCAAUAAAUAUGAAUAUCUACAUAUAGUUUAUUACGCUGUAUACCUAAUGUGAUUAACUAGAUCACUCUAAAAUGUUUGGUGUUCAAUGUUAGCGCCUUCUACACAUGUCGAAUGUUUUAAGUACACAAUUGUACAUUUUGAAUACACAAAUGUCACCUUAUUCCCUAUUGUAUCAUAUUCUCAAGUCUAGCGUUACUACUGACGUUGUCAAAAAUGGAUGAUUAACUCAAAUUCCUCGUUCAAAAAUCUUAGGUGUCAGGACAAGUGUUCAUAUAAAAGAAUAAAGAAAUUUGAUACAAGGGAAAUAAACUUAAAAUUUAGGGAAAUAUGACGCUAUUGUCCCUGGACUUGUUAGCAUGUGAUCCUUGCCUGUGUGUCAAUAUGAUAGUUGCGAUUAUAUUAACUAGUCAUUUUUAUUUUUUAAGGCAGUGAUUGGUUACAAAUUUCGGACAAUUGUUAAAGCAUGUAACUUGCAUUUCAUUUGAGAGAAAAACAAAAAAAUCCAUUGUUACGCUUCAACUAUAAGACGUUGCAAUGUAUCAAAUUUGUUUUUGUUAACUCUGACGAACUCGGUCUUAUAAGGGAUACUAGUCACCUGAACUCAAGAAGGCGGGCUUGCUUGCUUCAUAAACUUGGAUAAU
Messenger RNA from Mizuhopecten yessoensis (Yesso scallop), 3673 nucleotides. RefSeq names its product neurotrypsin-like. Gene Ontology annotation, molecular function: protein-lysine 6-oxidase activity. Gene Ontology annotation, cellular component: membrane. The transcript has 17 exons. The coding region runs from base 84 to 2408 and encodes 774 amino acids. The record is from RefSeq and is a predicted model, not a curated record. Gene Ontology annotation, biological process: peptidyl-lysine oxidation. Lineage: Eukaryota; Metazoa; Mollusca; Bivalvia; Pectinida; Pectinidae.